GACAUAUCCCUCUCUGGGCUUUCAGCGUGACCCCUUGCCUCAACCUGCCCUGUGAAAAUGUUGGUGCUUCUUGCUUUCAUAAUCAUCUUCCACAUCACCUCCGCGGCCUUGCUGUUUGUUGCCACCAUCGACAAUGCCUGGUGGGUAGGAGAAGGAUUUUCUGUAGAUGUCUGGAGGGUGUGCAUCAAUACCACCAUGAAUUGCACAGAGAUCAGUCAGUCCUUUGAAGAUUACGCCACCCUGCAGGCGGUCCAGGCCACCAUGAUCCUGUCUACCAUCCUCUGUUGCAUUGCCUUUCUGAUCUUCGUGCUCCAGCUCUUCCGUCUCAAGCAGGGGGAGAGGUUCGUUCUAACUUCCAUCAUCCAGCUCAUGUCCUGCCUGUGCGUCAUGAUUGCAGCUUCCAUCUACACAGACAGGCGCAAAGACUUUCACGAGACCAACCGGAUUCACUACUCCCCGACCUCGGGGGGGGCGUUCGGCUACGCCUUCGUCCUGGCUUGGGUGGCCUUCGCCUUCACCUUCAUCAGUGGCAUGAUGUAUCUGAUACUGAGGAAACGCAAAUAG
Molecule: messenger RNA, 564 nt
Organism: Carlito syrichta (Philippine tarsier)
Lineage: Eukaryota; Metazoa; Chordata; Mammalia; Primates; Tarsiidae
Gene: EMP2
Product: epithelial membrane protein 2
Exons: 4
Coding region: 58-564 (168 amino acids)
Cellular component (GO): plasma membrane
Source: RefSeq, a predicted model, not a curated record